This is a messenger RNA of Pelobates cultripes (western spadefoot toad), 14763 nucleotides long. The record is from the annotation of a GenBank genome assembly. NCBI's taxonomy places the organism in Eukaryota, Metazoa, Chordata, Amphibia, Anura, Pelobatidae.
CCCGUCAUCACAAGCGGAAGCAGGGAUUGGCGACGGACGAUGACGUAAGAAGAUCCGUCUCCACGUCGCAGCAGCUCCAGGGAGGCGAAGGAAAACAUGGCGGAAACGGAGGAAAGGCAGGAUGGAGGAAAUAAACAGCUGGUGAGCGGUGGGAUAUGGACGGUAUAGAGCAUCAUAGAGGGGGGCCGGGGGGGUAAGACCGCUGUACUCUGCUUGCAGGGAUGGGCAGACCAGGCUGUGUGACUUAGGGUGGGGAUGCAUUGACACAUGGGGUAAUAACUCAGCAGGUAGAGGCUAUCUCGCUUUAUUACAUACUAACUCCCAUUCCCACCCUCCAGUUUUCAGGGCUGUCAGAUGUUUCCAUAUCCGAAGACAUUCCAGUGGAAGGAGAUAUCACCAUCCCAAUUGCCUCUCAGUCCCAGGAGGAGGAUUAUUCCACACUGGAUGAACCUGUCAAGGACACAAUUGUAAGAAGGAUAAAGCCAACUAUUUAUGUCUCCUAAUAGAAAGCAUGUUCUGUCCAUAGCUCUCUACCGCUUGUAUUUGUCUGUGUAUAUUGUACGUUUCAACACUAACUGUACAGCGCUGCGGAAUCUGUUGGCGCUUUAUAAAUAGCAGUAAUAAUAAUAAUAAUUAUAUAAUUUAUAAUAGGGUAUUUUUUUUUAUUUUGAUAGUCUAGCCCCUUUUUUAUGUAAGCAUUGUUCAGAUAAAAACUUUGUGAAGAUAUUUGUUGUUAACGAGGUUUGUGUGUGUGUGUGUGUACAUACAACGGCUCUUAGAAACUUUCUAACUGUAGCCUACACCCCACACAUCAUCAGUUACCUCCUAUUGUAUGUGUUAUAGUAAUGCAAUCAGAAGUAGUCAGUGAUUUUCAAUUUCAGUAUUCCGACACGUCCUUUAUGACUUUUUUUAUUUUCUUGGAAGAAUACUAUCACUUUACUAGGACUCUUUGUUUCUGAAGUGGUAACUGAACAUUGGUAAAUAUUUUUGAAUUGGCAUAAGUAUUUUAGGUAAAGUGUUUCUAUAUUAUGAUAUAACAUUAAACCUUCCAUUUUUAUGUCAAUUUUUCUUUUAUUUUGAGGUAAAAGAUAUCACAGGAAGUCAAACAUUUAUGCAUUGUAAAAUAAGGUUCAUCAAGCAUACAUUCAGUACUUAAAGGAACACUAUAGUCACCUAUAUUACUUUAGCUAAAUAAAGCAGUUUUAGUUUAUAGAUCAUUCCCCUGCAAUUUCACUGUCAUUUAGGAGUUAAAUCACUUUUUCUGUUUAUGCAGCCUUAGCCACAACAUCCCCUGGCUAUGAUUGACAGAGCCUGCAUGAAAAAAAAAAAACUGGUUUCACUGUCAAACAGAUGUAAUUUACCUUAAAUAAUUGUAUCUCAAUCUCUAAAUUGAACGUUAAUCAAAUACAGGAGGCUCUUGCAGGGUCUAGCAAGCUAUUAACCUAGCAGGGCAUAAGAAAAUCUUAAUUAAAGAAAAUAGGGCUCUCUUUACAGGAAGUGUUUAUGGAAGGCUGUGCAAGUCACAUGCAGGGAGGUGUGACUAGGUUUCAUAAACCAAGGGAUUUAACUCCUAAAUGGCAGAGAAUUGAGCAGUGGCAUGUUCUAUACACCAAAACUGCUUCAUUAAGCUAAAGUUGUUCAGGUGUCUCUUCAAGCUGUUUUUUAAAACUUUCAAUCUGUUAGAACAUUCUAAGCAUUUAGACAUAAUUACAUAUAUAAAAGAAAAGUCGAUUCAUUGCUUCCCUAUAAGAAGCAUUUAUUUGGACAAGCAUGGCACUCACUGCAUAUGUCAUUGUCAACCACAAUGCUUCUCUAUGAAGUGCAUUGGUUGGGUGAGAAGACAAGGAAGUGACACCUGCCAGAUUACUUUGACUCAAGACAAGCAGUGAGUCUUGAUGUUGUAAAAAGGUAAUUAAAAACCUUUUUUUCCCCUUUCAUUUUCAUUUAGUAUAAAGCUAUAGUGUUAGGAAUACAUGUUUGUUCAUUUUUAAACAAAAACAAAUAAUGCCAGUGUAGCUAGUACUAUUAUUGUUAUCGUCAUUUAUAUAGCGCCAACAUAUUCCGUAGCGCUUUACAAUAUUAUGAGAGGGGGGAUUUAACUAUAAAUAGGACAAUUACAAGAAAACUUACAGGAACGAUAGGUUGAAUAGGACCCUGCUCAAACAAGCAUACAGUCUAUUCAGCUUAAUAUAAGGGUAGGUAUAGUAGAUGCAGCACUAUGUAGAUUUUAGAGACUGCAGAUUAUUAGGUCAAUUAAAAUAAAGAAAAAUAAUUAAAUGGACUCUUGUCACCAAAACAACUUUAGUUUAAUGAAGCAAUUGGGUGUACAGAUCAUGACCCUGCAGUCUCACUGCUAAAUUCGGUGCCCUUUAGAAGUUAAAUUGCUUUGUUUAUGAAGCCCUAGUCAUACCUCCCUGCGUGAGACUUGCACAGCCUUUAUGAAAAUAAAUAGUUUCACUUUUAAUCAGAUGUUAACUUACUUCAGAAGUUUGUAUAUCAUGCUCUGUUAAUUUAACUUUAAUCACACACAGGAGGAUACUGCAGAAAGCUAUUAACAUGGCAGGAGAUAAUUUCUAAUUUGAACAGGCUGUGCUAUAAAUUAAGUUUCAACAUUAGGUCUUACGUUACAGAAAGUGUUUAGGAAUGCUGUGCAAGUCAUUUUCAGAGAGGUGUGACUAGGGCUGCAUAAACAACAUAAUUUAACUCCUAUAUGGCAGAAAAGUGCAGGGGCAUGAACUGUACAUAAAAACAGCUUCAUUAAGGUAAAGUAGUUUUUGUGACUAUAAUGUAUCUAUAGUGUAAUUAAGAAAACUGAAUUAGCUGCUUAUUAGGAAUUACAAAAGUAAAAAUGUAAUAGUCCACACGCUAUUAUUAAAAAUGUCAACAUGACAAUAUUUAUGUUGUUAAUCAUGGAUGCUUAUCUCCUACAUUUUAGAUGCGAGACCUAAGGGCUGUUGGAAAUAAAUUUCUUCAUGUUAUGUAUCCCAAAAAAAGCACGGCACUGCUCAGAGACUGUAAGUAUGUAGAACAAUGCAUUUGAUGUAUCGUAUUAUACAGUUGGCAUUUGAAAUGAUUAGUCUGUUUUUAAAAACAAAAAAGCUAACUUUUUAUUGAAUGUUACUCCUAUUUUAAGGUAUCCAUGGGUGCACUGCUCAGUGAUUCUGAUUGCUGCUGGCGGCAGACUCUUCCCUCACCAAGAUGAGAUCCUCCCAUCAGGAGAGUCUCAUUGUGGUCUGUGGUGACUGAUCUUAUCCUGUAAAUGCUUGUCUGCCAUGUGUUUAUGGGGUAAAUCGUACAUCUCCAAAGUGCAAUUCCAAUCAUUGCAUAUGAUGAUUGGAACUGUUUAAGUCUACUGCAGAUGCUAUCAACCUAAUUCACUUUUCCAUGCAUGCAUAUUCUAAAGCUCAUCUCUCUCAAGAGAGGAGAGAUUGACACUUCCCUAAUGCCGCAUGAAAGGUAGGUGCAAAAUUAAAGGAACUCUAAAAUGUUAGGGAUAAAAACCUGUAUUCCUAAUGCUUAAGUGUCAUUUUCCUUAUUUAUAGAGGUGUCAUCUCUGUGUGUGCUAUAAAAAAACCUUGCAACUUCAGGUCCCCCUCUGGAGCUGCUUAUGACUGCAGCCUUGGCAAGGACUACCCUUCCCUUGCUUUCCAGAAGAGACUUUCAAUCUCUUAGUGGAGAAAUAACCAUCCAGAUGCUUCUCAUUUGGAGACCUCAGAGUCUGUCCCUCUGUGCGCAUGUGUGUAUUCUCGCAUACACGCACAUCUACAGCAUUCAAGAAGAACGCUAUUCUGAUGUGAAAUCUGUAAGGAGGAUUUGGGGAGAAGGCAGGUAUGUUAUAGUAGAAAGAAACUAACAGAAGGAAGAAGAAGCCUGUUGUUUCAUAAUUGUUUUAUAAAAGUGAAGAUUUCUCAUAGAAAUCAGCACUUUUAUAAGCUGGAAUAUAAGUAAGAUACUCUUCACCCAGCAAAGUGAAGUGUGUUAUGGGUGUGUAGUGGUCCUGUAAUUGUUCAAGGUAACAAUUUACGUUUUUAUAAAAACCUCAACGUUUUACUUUAAACUGUUAAACUGACAAGACCACUGCACCCAAGCCACUUCAUGGAGAUAAAGUGGCCUGGGAGACUUUGAUGCUGUAAUUAAGUGUUUAGAGCUGCUUGAUUGAAAACCCUGGUGGCUUUCUUUUCACAUUAGUUUUCAUGAACCCUUUUAAAAAAAAAAAACAAAAAAAAAAAAACACCUAUAUUUUAAACAAAAAUAUAUUAGUCCUAAAACAAUUAUAUGGGGUAGAGUAAGUGAAAGAACAAUAUUAAAGGGAGAGGUAAUUCAAUCGUUAAAUACAUACAUUUAAAUGAUCAAAUGUUUACAUAAAUGAGAUACAGAGUAUGAUAAAAUACAAAACCAAAAUAACAGUUGCCAAAAUAGUACGGAGUGUGUGAAAUUAUUUUUGCUUUAUAUUGCUUUGCGAAUUGUCCAAAUGAAACCUUAAUAGUCUAUGGGGAUGGUUGCUUCAAUGCCAAUUCAUGCCUUUUUUAUUAUAGAGUGUUAAAAGUAACACUUCCUUCAUAGAUGGGAUGGUGAGUGCCUUCCGUUAACAACGUAUGAUGGACGUUGCCGCUAUAAGACUGUGGCCUGUCAUGAUCUUAUCGGUUUUACUCGUUGUUUUGGGGAAUUUCUUAAUCCUAGUUCUGGUGAAAAUGUGACAGUAGACCAGUUAGUCUAUUUAAUUAGCAGACGGAUUCCCUUCCAAAAAGUUUGACGCUUCCCACAUUGCCACCAUAUGUGAGACAAGUUUCCCGAAUGGGCUUUUAUAGCAGAAGCGGUAAUUUUUACAAAGACACGUGUGGGCUCAAGAUGCUCCAAGGACCAUACACUUUGUAGUAAUACAAAGUGCUUAUGGUGCUUAGCCUUUAAUGGAACACCCAACACACCUAAAGAAGGUGUGCUCCUUUAAUUUUAGAAAAACUGUAGAUUAUAAUAAAAAUUAGGUCAUCACGUUCCAUGGAAAAUCCGAAAUAGAAAAAAAGCUUGCAACUCUAAUUGUCAUCUGUUCAUGUCAUUCAAGUUUAACCACACCUCAGUGUGAAAUGCAUGUAAGAACCAUUUCCAAAAUAUAGAAUAUUUUACAAUUUGCACAUUUUUAAAUUACCUUGUUACACCUCCCUUGCAGUCAGUCAGACAACCGGUCCUGUUUCUUCCUUGCUCAGCACAGUGCAGCUAACUCAAGAAGUAGAAGUUGCCUAGAGCACCUGCCUUGCAAAACCCUCUCAUUGAGCUGCAUUUGGGAAGUCUGUGAUUAGACAGCCACAGAAAGUCUGGGCUGGGGAAAAAGUGGAGGGCUUGUAACUGCUGCAGACAAGAAAUCUGCAGCUUUUUGCAAGCAUGUUUUCAUUAAGGUGCAUAUUUGCAAAAUUGUUAAUAAUAUAUAUAUAUAAAAAAUUUUUCUGUUUUUUUUUUUUAUGGUGUGUUCCAUUAACAUUUAUUAACUGCAGGGGUUCCUAUUUCUGUGCAGUAGAGCAGUAGCACACGGACCUUAAGGCUGCAAUAGGUUGAAUGCAGUCCUCCGAUAUGUAUCUUUUAAAUUAAGUGCUGUCAAUUGCCAUAACUGUCUCGAGGUUUUUAAAACUAAUAUUAAAAAAAAUAGUCAAUAUAGCUAGAUGCACAUACUAUACUAUACAUGUUGCAUGCUUCUCUACUAAAUGUGGCUUUUUUAUAUUUGAAGAAAAAAAACCUGUAACAGGGUUAUUCUGAUUAAAGGGACACUCCAGGCACCCAGACCACUUCUGCCCAUUGGAGUGGUCUGAGUGCCAAAUCCCACUACACUUAACCCUGCAAGUGUAAUUAUUGCAGUUUUUUAUAAACUGCAAUAAUUACAUUGCAGGGUUAACUCCUCCUCUAGUGUCUACUAGACAGCCACUAGAGGGCACUUCCUGCUCCAUAGUACAGGUUUUCUGUGCUAGAGCGUCGCUGGACGUCCUCACACUGUGUGAGGACCUCCAGUGUCGCUCAAUUUCCCAUAGGAAAGCAUUGAAAAGCAUUUUCAAUGCUUUCCUAUGGAGAGCUCUAAUGCGCAUGCGCGGCAUCUCCCCGGUGGGCGGGAUCAGUCUAGCUCACCAGCCGACGUAAUGCAGAGGAGGAGGAGAGGCGGCGACCCAAAACCACUGCCGAGGGACAUCGGCGGGGGUCUCAGGUAAGUCACUGAAGGGGUUUUUCGCCCCUUCAGCAACUGGGGAUUGGGAGGUGGCAGGGAGAGGGGACCUGCAGUGCCAGGAAAACGGAUUGUUUUCCUGGCACUGGAGUUUCCUUUUAACUCCUAAUGUACUUUAAUUAAAUCUGAAUGGGGGAAAAACUGUGGCAUAUAUAGUUGAUCUGGAGAAAUUCCUCCACUCAGCCAUAGCCGCAAUGUGACCUAUGUUCUGAGACUGUAUAUUUACAUGUCUCGAGUGGCUAUGCCUCACUGAAAAUGUCUAGUACUUUGCUGCAUGGACAGGUGGUGCAACAAAGUGGAUCCUUGCCACUAGAAAAAAUGCAUUACAAGGAUGUAUGAAUUCUCAGUAAAAUUAUCACUGAUUCCUGGUUCAUUUAGAAAAUCGGUGACCUCAGAGAAUGAUGGAGCAAUGAGUAAGAUAAGUGUUUUAUCCAAAAUUUGUGCCAACUCACGGAAGUGAAGGUUAAUAUUUUGCUCUAUUAUAAAUCAUUACUCUGCAUCAAGAAAGUAAACCACAGCACUUUUAUAUGAUUAAAAGUUAAUCAGUACAUAUAAAGAAACAUCUUUUGUUUAUACCAGUAUUUUGCUUUAUGCUAUGCUUUGGCCAUGAAUUCUGGAGACUUUCAAUCUUGUAGCUGUUUUUCAACCCUGGUAACCACAGUCUCAUGAAAAUAUAUUAAAUGACUUCUGACUUAAUAAGACAAUCCAUUUGAAUGCUUUCAAGCUAUGCCGGAACUGAAAAAGGAAGCGAUAUCAUCAGUUGAAUGGAAAUACAACAUAGUUCUACAAUUCACAACCAAUGAAUAUUGUUACUUGCGUUCACAUAAGGUUAAAUGGAAAUGUCACUGUUUAGUUUGUGAAGUGCACCACAAGGAGAAAUGUCAAAUAAUUCCAGUGAUUACAUAUUUGUUUUAGAGUCUGAAUAUCUAAUAAUGCUUUGCUCUGUUGAUUUAUUGGAAAAAGCUAAGCUGAAUUAGGCUGUACAUUUAGUGUGGUUUGAGGAUUGUUACAUUGCAGAGGUUAAUUUUCACAUUUUUCAGAUAGGCCAACUGUUCAGAAUCACGUUUGCUGCUGUGCAUGCUCUCACGCGUUAAAGUGCCUGCCACAUUUGGCAUAAUACAAUUCUUUAGCAAAGACUGGCUGUAUAUUUUAUCAAUAUAUACCAGGUUCCACAAGGACACUUCUAGUUAUAUAAAUGAUACAUUAUAAAGUUGAUGGGGUGGGGGAGGAAUAUUAAGAUGCUAUCCAUUGAAGGUUGUGGUUUUGCAGCUUAUUCAGUGAGCUCUCCUCAGAAGUGUCUGAAAUCUCUCAGCCCCAGUCCUUAGACUCGCUUUAUAUUCAUUGAGUGCAAUACUCAGUAAGAUAAUAAAGGAUACUUUAAUGUUAAAAGUUUAUAUUUUGUUCGUAUAACCCUCCAAAUGGCAGAAAUCUCAUUACCGCUUUUAUUUCGAGGGGCAAGUCCUCUCUGUCUGCUGUGACACUCUCCCAUACCUGUCUGGAGAAAAUUGCCACAUACACGGCAAUUGCUGUGAAUGGCUAAAAGAAUGCUCUUUGUAGAGAAGCAUUGACAAAUGAUAGUUCUUCACUUCUGCUUGAACUGUUCAGGCAGACUGAAUUGGGAAGUUCUUCAGGGUGUCAGCUUGACUGCCAGAGGUUGUUUCCAAACUUGUCCAAAUCAAUUCAUAAAAAUGCAAGCUCAAGUGCUUUAAGGGGGCAGUGUCCCUUUAUGUUGCCCUCUAACUAAUUGUUACAUAAUGCACAUGAUCUGUAAUCUUAUCACUUGAGAUGAACUGGAUUCAGCAUCUUCUUUCUCAUGAGUUCAGUUAUCUGAAUUGACAAGAGGCAAUGCUAUUAUAUCUACUGGAAGAUAUUGCAUUUGUCUCAAUUUCUAACAUUCAUAUUCUUAUCUUUAACAGGGGAUUUAUGGGGCCCUCUUGUGCUGUGUGUGACACUUGCUUUGUAAGUAUCUGACUUUAUGGUUUUCAGUGUUUAAUACACUUAGAUCUGAUCGUCAAGCUAGAUUGCAUGGGAGUUUUUGUGGUUCAUGUAAUAACGUUUAGUAAUACUGGUAAUUAUUGUUACUUGUGGUGUGUUUGUAUGUUUUGUUUUAAGUGUAGACAGGAUAAAUUUCUGUAUGUAUCUGAUUUUUAAAGUCCAACUGCCUGUCACUUUUGACAAAUGAUCACAGCAUAAAAGUAAAAAAAAAAAAAAAAAAUAGCUAAAAAUAACUAUUACUGGCAAGAACGGAGGGGGUAAAUGUGUUUAUGCAUUUUCUGGCAUAAAGAAAAUUGGUACUGUUUCACAGUAUCGUUUAGUAGUUCACAAACACUCCAUAUGUACACUAGUGAAUUUAUAAUAAUAAAUAAGCCCAUAUGCACAGAAACGAUUUACAGGUACACUGGUGUGUCUUCUACAACCACAAAUAUUGCAUGUAUAGCUCACUUAGAUUGUGUGAUGUGGAAACUAACUUGCUUGAAGAAGAGAGUUUUAGAUACGUAUAUAUUGUAAUCUAUAUGCUAGCUCUUGGUUUAUCAUCUUAUGGUAUAUAUUGAAAUGUUCUACAUAAUUGUCUAGGUUGAAAAAAGACUAAAGUCCAUCAAGUUCAUACCUACUGGAACCUUACACUGUCAAUGACACAAUUUGCCAGAGUAGACCUGCCAAGUGGAUGACAAGUUUCCAUUAUUUAUGCAUUAUAAUUAGAGAUAUACAAUGUGCUUCCCAAUUCAUUUGCAAAUAUAUUUAUUAAAUACCAUCUUUCCUGAAGUUUGCAUCUAACUCUAGACACUGUAAGAACAUGCUCACUCAGUGCACACAGCUGAACACUAGAGGGCAAUGCAUUGUUUCCUGAGCGUAUGCCACACACAUUCUGGAAGUGUGCAUGGAUGCACUUAAACUGGAACACAAGUGUAUUGGGUAUCAUUACACUGGCUAGGGAUUUGACUAGCACAGUGUAUUUAUCACAUUAAAGUGAAGUGAACUUAAAGGGAUCCUAUAAUGCCAUGAAAACAAAACUGUUUUCCUGGCACUAUAGGGUUAAUAGGUCCCCCCUCCCGAUGGGCUGAAGGGUUUAAAACCCCUUCAGCCACUUGCCUUAAUCCAGCGCCGGGCUCUCUUGGCGCUGGUGAUCUCUCCUCCCACUGCCGACAUCGGCUCCCAAGUGGAGCCGAAUGCGCAUGCGCGGCUAGAGGCGCGCACAUUAAAACCCGCCCAUAGGAAAGCAUUACUAACGGCUUUCCUAUGGGGAUCUGAAAUGAUGCUGGACUCUGUGAGGAUGUCAGCAUCAUUUCAGUGCGAUUUUUCUCACUGAGAAUCGCGGAAGCGGCCUCUAGUGGCUGUCAGGAAGACAGCCACUAGAGGCUGGAUUAAUCCUGCAAUGUGCUAUGUUUUCAGCUGAAGGGUUAAAACUAGGGGGCCCUGGCACUCAGACCACUUCAUUGAGCUGAAGUGGUCUGGGCUACUAGAGUGGUCCUUUAAUGGCCUUUCAUACAAAAUUGUUCAUGUUGAACAGGCAUUGGUUUGACUAUUUAUUGUGUUUUGUGUUGCAUAGGUUAACAUUUUAGCUGUCAACGUCCAUUGCCCAUCAUGGGUUUUAGUAUAUUGAUACUAGUUUGCUACUCAUUGCAACUUCUAUUGUUUGUCUCUCCCCCAGAAUGCUGCAGGGUAGCUAUGCAGACAGUAAGGAUAGUGGAGGACCACAGUUUGCUGAGGUCUUUGUAAUAAUAUGGUUUGGGGCUGUAGUCAUCACUUUGAAUUCCAAGUUGCUCGGAGGAAACAUGUAAGUACCAUUUAAUUACUUCACUUCCAAUAGAGGUUCCUGCAAGGAUAAAGUUGGUCUUUGUGGAUAACAAUCAGGAAUUUAUUAAGUAAUCAAGAACUGUAGUGAAUUAAAAAUCUAAUCACAAAUAUGCUAUUUUUGCUUAAAUGUUAAAAAAAAAAUAAAAAAAAAAUUUACUGUUGUGCAUCAUCCACUUAUCUCAAAUAGGAUUUUGGGUAACGUUCGCCAUUGUCACAUUAAUUCAGAGAAAUCAUAUUUCCACUAUUCCAAUUAAACUCCCUGCUUGAUAUGGAAAUGAACAAUUUUGCUGUUUGGUUUUCAAUUCACUACAAUUUGCUCUAUCGUAAUUAAAGCCUUCAGUUUGGGGGAUACCUACAAAACGUGCAUAUCUCUAUUGUUUAUAAAUAUUGCCACUUAAAAACUACAGUACAUUGCAUUAGAACUAUAUAUUAGUUUUGUAAGCGGUUUAGCAGUUUUCAAUGUUUAUAAGAAUAGUUUUCAUCCUACCAACAUUUGCACUGUUUUCUGUAAAUAGUCAUCUGUUCCCUGCGUAAGAUAAAAUACUUGGUUACUUUUUUUUUAAUUACCUGUGCAAGUAGUUCUGUUAAACGAUAAUCAGCAUUUUUAUGGGAUCUGCCUGUAGUUCUCCAAAGAUGUAUUGUCUGUAGUUGGUUCUAAAGAGAUGUUCUCCUUUUCCUCUUCAGCUCUUUCUUCCAGAGUCUGUGUGUACUGGGCUACUGCAUCCUGCCUCUUACAGUGGCAAUGCUAGUAUGCAGGUUACUUCUCCUGGCGAGUAUGAACACUGUGACUUUUAUAGUGCGCUUGGUCGUAGUGGCAGUCAUGUUUGCCUGGUCAACGCUUGGUAAGAAUCUUUGAAAAUUUUAAGACGCCUGCAAAGUUUCUAAUAAUUAUUUUUUUUAUUUUUUUUUCAGCAUUGAACAUCAUGUUAUUUGGUGAUAUUUCUUUGAAACUACUUUUUGUUUAAACAGCUUUAGUUAUUUGAUGACACUUUUACUACUUAACAGCCCAUUAUGUAACUGUAUGUCUCGGAUUACAAUUUAAAAAAGUGAUCGUAAGAGCCACACUCAAUCCCAGCAGCCACCCGCUGCUCUGGAGCAGGACCAGCAAUCCCACAACGAUAAGGCAACACAAUAAAUUCUCCAGGUUUUUCAAGGUGUUGAAGCCGCAGGCAGUUUUUAUGGUACAAAAAGGUUCAGCAACGUUUCGACUUGCUGAGAGGUCUUUUUCAAGCUUUAAAAAAAAAAUAUAUUUUUCAUUUUAACUGCCUGCGGCUAUAACACCUUGAGUGCCUGGAGAAUUUCUUGUGUUGGAUUACAAUUUAGUGAAGACCUGAGAGAAACUAGUCACCUUUAACUAAACACCUUGCACGGCACAUGUAACAUGGUUUCUGCAUGUGCAGUUUUGUGGGAAUGCUUCAGUGGUGAGGCAGUCUAGGAACAGGCAAUCGUUUGCUGUAUAAUUGUUAUGAACAUCAAUCAAAGAGAUCAGGAGGCUUAAAACAAGUCCUUGUUUCUUGUCAUUUGCUCUCAGAUUCUGAAAAAAGGGGAGGAGAAAGUACUAUUUAGCAUUCCAUAAUAGCUCUUUGAUUAACUUUAAUAAAUCACCUUUUUUACAUGUAUUUAUUGGACAUCACAUGCUUUGAAUUGAAUUUGUCCAACAGUUGGGCUUUUCUUACUCAUUCCUCCCCUCCCACCUUUAAAAAAAAAAAAAAAAAUACAGGCUUCUGUCCAUGUAACCUCAGUAUUAAAAGCUUCAAUAUGGCAAUUCAAUAAAAAAAUAAUAAUAAAUUGUUCUUGCCAAGACAUGUAUAACUAUUAUUUAUUUAUUUUUAUUUUCAGCAUCCACUGCCUUUUUAGCAGACAGUCAGCCACCUAACCGCAGAGCCCUGGCUGUGUAUCCUAUAUUUCUCUUCUAUUUUGUCAUAAGCUGGAUGAUUCUGACCUUCAACCCCAGUUCUUGAGUGAUGACAUCUGGUGGAGUUUUAAGAGAACCAUUGUGAAUAUGGACAGGUGUAAAGCUACCAAAGGCCUGUAGAAUUACUCUGCACCUGUCUCUGGAAGAACCAAAACAGUGAUACAAAAUGCCAUUGAUAGAAGAUGCUGUGUGCAGGAGCCUAAGCAGCUGUUCAAUUUUUCAUUAUGUAUAUAGUCCGCACUAAACAUCUGUAAUGCUUAUUUCCUCUCAACUCAUUUCUAGCAAUAAAAGGAAGGUUUAAUUUAAAAGGUGCAUCAACGUGGUUUCAGGCCAGCACCGGGGACUUGUAAAUAUCUGUACUGUAAGGUCAUAAAUAUUAAACUGUAUAAUAUUGGACCUACAAGGUAUCUUGCCCGUGUUGACUUUUUUUUUAAUUUUAUUAAGUUUGUAUAUCACAGGAUGCCUUUUAACAAUUUGUUUACCAAGUUCAAUGAACGAGUCAAAUGGUAGGUUGUAUUCAGAUUUGAGAGCAGAUCGUAUUAUUUUAUUUGUUUACCUUUGAGUAACUUGAAGUCCUAACAUUUGAAUUUGACAUGUACAUUGGAAGCUAUAACCGAUUUAGUACAGUUCUCAUAUGUAUUAGCUCAACGAUCUGAAGGGUAAGCAAUCGGGCAAGAAAGGUCCAAGGUAGAAACGAUAUUUUUUUCCAGUAUAAAAAUAGUUUGCUUUAAAGGAAGACCCACAAACGUGUCAGGACCACCACCAACUCUAGCACUUUUUGUACAGCAACCAAUAUUUAAUCAUAGACUAUGAGUACGGGUUACUGUACGAAACGCGUUAGUUGGUGGUGGUCCCGAAACAUGUACGUGGAUCUUCCUUUUCUGCAAAGUAUUUUUAUAAAUUUUGGAAUAAAUUAGAGUUUCUACCUUUGGUCUUUUGUUACCUUAUUGUUUACCUUUAAGACCAUUGAGUUGGCACUUAUGAGGAUUGUUUCAAUUGUACCUGCUGACUACAGAACAAGUGUUCCGGUCCAGUGCUUAUGAGCCCAGCAGUUUCACAAAACAUUGAAUUGUGUUAUGUGAUUUUGUCUGUCAGGAUGUGAGUGCAUUUUCUUUGAGAUUUCAGUACUGAUUAGUAGCACAAAUCGCAGUAGUGGUUAUGGUGCUGGGAGUGAAUCUCUGCCAGUAAAUAAUGUCCAGAGUUACACAAAAUAGAUAUUACUAAUACUGAAGUAUGAACUUCCAUUUUAGCAUACCAGUGCAGAAUGGACCCAACAGAACUAGGUGUCAAAUUGUUUGUGAAUGAUUUGAUAGCAAGGGAUGGAGCCAGGAUUCUACUGACACGAUAAUCACUACAGCACCCUGAAGUGGAUAUGGUGAUUAGAGUGUGCCGAUAAUUUUUAUUAUUAUUAUAGGGGCCUAUAUUUUGUACUUUAGCGUGGUGACCCAUUGUUCAGUAAAAUAAAAUCAGUAACUCAUUCUUUGAGUGUAAUAUAUUUCACAUAAAUAAAAUUUAGCAAAAUUACUGUUCAGUGUGAGAGGGAGUCUCCAUGGCACAAGCAAUGCCACUACAGUAUAAAAAAGAACCCAAACCCAUAUUUUAGUCAGUUGCAUGGGGGAUGAUGAAUAAUAUGCUUCAAAACUCACUGAAAUGGCAUGUGAAUAAACAUUUGGCUAGUCUUUUUUUGUGCUUUUCAUUUUGUAAAGUUAGAUGAACAUUUAAUGUUUGUGAUGAUAAGAAAAUGCACUUUAAAAUAAAAUUGUAUAUUUACCACCCCAGUUGGUAGUAUGUUUCUGGCCUUUAUACCAAGACAAUUCAUUUGUGGGAUGGGCCCCCAGUGUUUCGGAUUCCCGUAUUGUGUGAAUCAAGGUAGAUGGCCAAAAGGAAAAGCCAUCCCUUCUCUGAGUUUUUGUCCUGUCUAUAAAUAUAAUUAUUCUAAAUGUGGCAUGUAAUAUAUUAUCCAGGACAUACUAAAUUCUAAGCUCUAGGCAUGUGAAACAAAGCCUUGAUAGAUUUGAAAGCUUUGUAGCCAUGCACAAACCUUCCUAAAAUUGUAAUACAUAAUCUUUGUGUGUUUAAAACUGUUGCUUGGUAUUAUGGGCCAUCCUAAAUUACAACACAUUUUAAGAAGGUGAUCUCCUCCCAAGCUCCUCAUCGGUCAAAUACACAAAGAAACACACAAAUGUUAAAUUCUAUAUUUAUUAUAAUGAAAUGUUUGAAAUGAUUUCAAACAGCUCUCAUAACUGGUAAUUUUUAAAUUCUGUUUAACUGUUGCUAGCAGCUUAAAACAUUGUCUGUCAUUGGUCUUUUGUACAGACACACUAUGUGUGUGUGGAGUGCUAUGCUAUAGGUUACAUUGCUGCAAAAUGGGGACUCAUGUGUUUACUGCUUGUUACACAUUUCUUCAUAUUUCAAUAUUUUCAGAAAGAAAUAUGUACAGAAUUACCUAAUCUAAAAGUAAUUUUACAAACGUUAUGCAUUUUUGCAAUUUUAUGUUCUAUUCAAAAUGUGUAUUUAGCAAGCUAGCCUCUAGGGGGCAGUUAUGUACUUAAGUGUGCAUGACCUUACAGGACAAUAUGUUUUAAGCUAGGCAAUACGUAAAUGUUUUAUUUUUGAUUUAGGCAAUAUGGUGUUUAACUGACCGUAAUAUGUUUAUUGGCAUAUAUUAUUACACACUACUACUGCUGUUAAUUUGAUAAAUGUGCAGCUUGCUCUUCUGACUGGGGUAAGAAUGAUUUAUUAUGCAGGGGUUGCUGUGAUUUUAUUUUUUUGAUAACUGAUCUGUAUUAAAUUUAAAAGUUAAAAUGCAAUCUAUAUUUUUAAUUUAUUAAAGUUUUUUUUUCUUUCCAAA